AUUAUAUCAAAAUCAAAAAUUUUUUAUCUUUCAAGUGUUUUAAUUACAGAAUAUGGGUGAUAAUACUGAUAUAAGACAAGAUCAAUCUUGCCUCUCAACUUCUGAGGAUGAAUUACCAACAAAACGAUUAAAAAAUAGCUGAAAAAAAAGGAGCUGGAUAUGGAAUCAUUUUGAAGAAGUAAAUACUGAAGAGCAAACAGGAGAUAAAGAAGAACCACUUAAAAGAUGUAAGUUUUUAGAUGCUAAUGGAAAGGUAUGCAGAGCUUUUUACAUCAAUGAUGGUUCAACUGGAAAUGCCAUCAACCAUUUAUUAAUUGAUCACAAAAUAUCAAAGGAUGGCGAAAUUAAUAAAAAUCAGCAAACUAUUCAAACUGUUAUGUGUAUUCAUAAACAUAAAGACAAUAGGCAAAAAGAACUUUGUAAAUUUUUAAUAGACUGGAUAAUUGAUAAUCUUCAACCAUUAUAUGUUGUCCAAAGUCCUUCAUUUUGUCGGCUUAUUAGUGAAUUAGAUCUAGCUUUUAUUAUGCCAGAUGAGAAAGGUAUUAAGAAAGUUAUUGGUAAUGCUUAUAAUUAUACUUUACCAGCAUUAAUUAAAAAAAUUAAGCUAGAGGCAAAAAACAUUUCAUUAACCACUGAUAUGUGGACUUCAAGGGGUGGACAAGGAUAUAUAGGCUAAGGUUGCUUGCUGAAACCUAG
Messenger RNA from Rhizophagus irregularis DAOM 181602=DAOM 197198, 696 nucleotides. The record is from RefSeq and is a predicted model, not a curated record. Lineage: Eukaryota; Fungi; Glomeromycota; Glomeromycetes; Glomerales; Glomeraceae.